AUGCUCGUCAAGAACCUCGCCAUCCUCGCGCUCGCCGCUGUCGCCGUUGACGCGCGCAAGGCCAACCUCCGCCGCGGCAAGGACGGGCGCGUGUGCAAGGUGCGCCCGACGCCCGACGCGCAGCCCGCGCCAGAGCCCGCCCCGACGCCAGUGGACGAGCAGAAGGACGCCGACCACUACGGCCACGGCCACCACGACGACGCCAAGCCGUCGCAGGUCGAGACCUCGAGCGCUGUCGCCGCGCCGUCGUCCGCCCCCGAGCCCGAGCACCACGACGACCAGCAGCAGCAGGAGCAGUCGCCGCCGCCGUCCGAGGCGUACGUCGCGCCUCCGGAGGAGUCGCACAAGCCCGCGCCAGAGGAGGAGAAGCCUGCGCCCGAGGAGAAGCCCGCACCCGAGGACAACGGCAACAACAACGGCGGCUCGGGUGGCGAGGAGUUCCACGGCCGCGCGACAUACUACGACGUGUUCGUCGCGAAGCAGAACCACGGCUCGACGAGCGGCAUCGGCGCGUGCCAGACCCAGCUGAGCGAGGACGGGCCGUUUGUGGCGCUCAACGACGGGCAGUUUGACGCCGACAAGCCGUGCGGCCGCUCGGUGGUGAUUACCGACAAGAGCAACGGCAAGACGGUCACCGCUACCGUGCAGGACCGCUGUGCCGGCUGCGGGUGGGGAAACCUCGACCUCACAAAGGGCCUGUUCGAGCAGCUGCACGGCGGGCUCGGCGUGACCGACAUUACGUGGCACUGGGCGUAG
This is a messenger RNA of Vanrija pseudolonga, 756 nucleotides long. Its product is annotated as Allergen Asp f 7. Bases 1 to 756 code for a protein of 251 amino acids. The transcript has a single exon. The record is from RefSeq and is a predicted model, not a curated record. Lineage: Eukaryota; Fungi; Basidiomycota; Tremellomycetes; Trichosporonales; Trichosporonaceae.